Microplitis mediator is the source of this 5652-nucleotide messenger RNA. RefSeq lists its product as uncharacterized. Lineage: Eukaryota; Metazoa; Arthropoda; Insecta; Hymenoptera; Braconidae. Gene Ontology annotation, cellular component: nucleus. Gene Ontology annotation, biological process: regulation of cell cycle. Bases 1824 to 2528 code for a protein of 234 amino acids. Gene Ontology annotation, molecular function: cyclin-dependent protein serine/threonine kinase inhibitor activity. The transcript is spliced from 2 exons. The record is from RefSeq and is a predicted model, not a curated record.
ACUCGUAUCAGUCGCUAGAGAGCGCUUUUCACUUACAGAACGCUACUACGCGCUCCGUAAUUGAUUGUUUUUAAAAAAAAUUAUAUUAUCUUACUGCGCAAUCGUCUUGUUAAAUUACUUUGUUAAGUAUUCAAAAUACCGUUGGUUUAACAAACAAUACGCACGCGGUCGUAUGUUUUAAUUUUCGUUACCGUGUUGUAUUGUGUGUUUAAGUGUGUCACCUGCUACCAACGUGCUCCAAAAAUAAACGCGGGAAACAAUUUAUAAGUGUCUGGUCCAGGCCAGCAUCUUCCUUUACUCAUCACCGAGCUCUUUUUCAAACCCCGGUAAAUUUAAAUAACGUACUGCCUGAAAGGACCAUUUAAAUUUUGUGUCACGGGCAUUGUGCAAUCUAACGUGCUUGGAUAGUAACAAUUGUGAUUAUUCAAAUGGAUUUGAAUUGCGGUACAGUUAUUAUUGUUAAUUAAAAUUCAAAAUAAUAAUAAUUAUUAUUAUUGAUAUUAAUAAUAAAAAAAAUCAAUAGAUGUGAGGAUUGUAUUUAAAAUAAAUUCAAACAAAUAAGUUUUAGUUGGUGAAUAAAAUAGUCUGGUGUAUGUGAACGAGACUCCCGCUUCUAGCGUUUCGUUUUCGAACACGUACAUAUCCCAACCCAUUCUCCAUCACCUACACAUACGCAAGUGCGUCCAGUCCAGCGUUGCCGGAUUUAUUAAAAGUUUUGUUGAGCGGGCUCGACGCCGUUCUCUUCUCGAGCCGCUACACGGCGUUGCCAAGAGGAUUAUAAGUUUCGGAAACAGACAACUGUGUGUGUUAUUAUCGAGUAUGUAAUUGUGUAAUAAAUACAAUAAUAAUAAUUGUAUCAAUAAUUUAAAAAUAAAUAAAUAACGUUGAUGUGAAAUAAUAAAAUAAAGUAAAAUUACUUUGAAGAAGAUUUAAAAUAUAAAAAUUGUGUAUGGAGUUGAAAGAAUUAUUUUUAUCUGAAAAAUUAACUUGCAACGUUUGUCACGUACAUUUAAGUGAAAUAAAUUUUAUAAAAUAAAUAACGUGGAGUUAUUUUAAUAUUUUGUGUGAAAAUUUGAAUAAAUUUUGUGUUGAGAAGCAACAAGAGAACGUGAUAGUUUUCUCCCGCCUUCGAAACGACUUGGGUUUUCGUAUACAUUUAUAUAUGUAUAUAUAAAUAUAUAUAUAUGUGUGUAGAUAUAAAUGUGUAUAUAUAUGUGUAUUGACGAAGUACGACGUCAGAAACUCGUUCGAAACGUACCAAGAGACAGGGAGUGCGCGGUUGCCAAGUUUUUAAAAAGUUGCGCGCGCAUCGACUGACUGUACGCCUGAGGCCACUGGAAGGAAGGCCGUGUGUGUGGGUUCGUGUGUGAGUGUGUGUUACCGAGAGAGAACACGCCUCAUAAUAUAUUGGUGUGUUAGUGGACCGAUUGGUGGUGCUGGUGUACAUAACGUGUGUGUGUAUAUCACUCGGCCCCAGAGAUUCCAGGAAAACUGUCCUCGUGCUUCUUGAGGCCGCGGUAUAUCGCGCCAACAAAUUUUUUGACGCUCUUGUAGUAUUGUUGAGCCACACGAUUUCUCCGUCGCUUAAACGCCAAUGGUGCCACGCGGGAUAUUUGAAAUUAUAAACCGGUGACUUCAAUUUUUUUAUAUAUUUAUAUAAAUUAAUCUUGUUGUUUUUAAAAAACAACUUCAGACAGUAUAACUUUAUUUGAUUUUCUUCUUUUAUCAUAAUAAUAAUAAUAGUUGUUAUUAUUAUUAUUAUUAUUAUUAUUUAUAAUAAAUAAAAGACGAGCUGAGGUUGGUGAUAAGCAAGAGGCAAAAUAAUGAGCGCGAGAGUAAUGAAUCCUGCGAUGAUGACUGAAAGUCGUAAAUUAGGUGGUUCUGUUGGAGGUGGUGGUGGUGUUGGUCGCGUUGUCCCAAGUCGAGCUGAUCUCGCAAAAGUAAGACGGGAUUUAUUUGGACCAGUUGAUCAUGAAGCUGCGCGGGCGUUUGUUGAACGUGAGUUAAAAGCACAAUCUGUACUGGAUGCUGAACGCUGGGGCUUUGAUUUCCGUCUGGGACUACCGCGGAAUAGUUUGCGUUACGACUGGGAAGUUUUCAGCAACGAAGAAGUCGUACCCGAGCCCUAUGCACUCCGAGGUAUGCCUUAUUUACGUAAACACGCCCCAGGUACACCGAGAAAAAAUAGUGAACGUAGUGUAUCAUCGGUGACAAGACGUUCAAGCUCGUUGUCGCCAAUGAACACGGAUACUGGUGCGAACAGAGCUGGUAAAGCUGAAAGGACACCACCGCAAGAGCCAAGGGUACCGGAAAUUGGAGAAACGGAUGAUGAAUUCAUCGGGGAAUGCAGGAAGAAACACUGCCCAAUCAUAGAACCGACAACGCCAGUUUUGCCUGUAACUGCGAGGAAGCAAUCGAGUAUCACCGAUUUCAUGAAGACCCGCAAACGUACGUCAAGUAGCACGAAGAAAAGUAGUAUUGAGCCGCCAGAGAAAUUGCCACGUAACGCGGGUCAGAUACGCAGCUAAACUUUUUAUUUAUCUUCAUUGGAUCGUGUCUUCCUCUUAAUUAUCAUCUGACUGCGACGACGUCUAUUGCAAUUGUGGCCUCUAAAAAAUAUUAACAACUAAACAACUUUUCUUACAAUAGAUUAUUUUUGUUUCGUAGCUUAAUUAAAGUAUAAAUAUAAAUAUAUAUUAUUAUAAUUAACUAGAAUCUUAAAGCAUUAGAUUAAAAAGCUAAAUGAACGCGUUUAUGUCCCUGCGUCCAGUGAUAUAUUGAAACGUUAUGAAAAAAAUAAUGGUAAUAAUAAUUAAUUAAUUAAUUGAUCAAUUGUCUGAGCGUGAAAAGUUUAACGAGUGCCACUUAUUGAGGAUCAGUAAUAAAUUUAUUAUAAGUAAGAUCCUUUGGCUGUGCCAUUCACGUUUAAGAUUUACUUUACUGAGACGCAUUCAACCACCAAAUGAUAUACAAGAGGAUUAUUAAUAGGUAUCGAGUGAAGGAUCAAAUGAUUAUUUAUAAAUUUAUGAUAAACGUUUGUUUAUUUUUUUUUUUAUGUUGAAAAUUCAUUGUUUUAAAUUCCUCGACGUUGGUUUAUCGGUUAUUAUUUUUUGUUUAAUUUAAAUUCAUCUAAACAAUUGAUUGGGCCGCGUGGAACUGAAGCGAGAAGAGAUUAUUAUUGAAAAGAGAAAAAAAAAUUAAUUAAUUAAUUAAAUUUAAUAAAUUACUAAUUUAAGGAUAAGAAUUAUUGAUUGUAAGAAAAAAUAUUAUGGGAGAAUUUAUUAUCGAAAUUUAUUUGUAAUAUAUAUAUACUUAUAACUAUUAUAUUGUAUGUCUUUUUUUUUGUUGGUUAUUAUUAUUUUUUUUAUUUUAUUUUUACUAUCACUAUUAAUAUUAUUAUUGUUUAUUUUCUUUAAUAAAAUAAGAUAGAAAAUAAAGUAACAUAAAAAAAGAGAGAUGUUUAGCGUGACGCAUUUUACAAACUACAAGAUAUGUAGUGUUUAGAUAAUUAUUUUGUUAAGAUUAAGCUAAAGAGUAUACGUAUUCUAAAGUCUUUUUUUUCUAUUUGACAGUUGACUUUUUCUUUUUUUUCUGAUAUUUAAAAUCCGUUAUUUUCCAGGUCCAAUAAAUUCUUUGAUAUUUUUUCCUGAAUUAAUUUAAAUUUAAACGCUUGAAUGAAAAGUAUACGGGUUUAUUUUAUUGUAAGUAAAAAGAAAGUCAACGGUUGUCGAGUAAUAAUUUAAAAAAAAAGACAUUUAAAUAGCCUUUACUACGUUACCCAAAAAUAAAAGCAUUGAUCUCCUGUACAAAAUAACAAAAAAAAAGGUACAGCCGAUGCCAAAUCGUAAUCUCUCGAAUUUGCUUAUUUUUUUUUUUUUUUUUAAUUCUUAUUUGUACCUUAUUAAAAAAAAUGAAUGAAAAAUAUUUUCAUUGUCUAAAAUUAAUGACAAUAAUUUUUACUUGAAAAAUUAUUUUUUCGUACUAAAAUAACAUCUAACUUUAAAUUCAUAUAUAUAUUUAUUAUAUUCUGAGUAAAUCAAAGCGGACCCUCCCUCGUUACCUCGCCGUUGAAAUGCUAACAAAAAAAAAAAAUAAUUAACAAACUUAAAUUUUAAAAAUCAUUUGUCCUUCGGUCCUACUUAUACACACAUUGGCUUUGAAUUAUUGUCUAAAAAUAAUUAUUAUCAAUACAUAUACAUACUUAUAUAUAAAUAUAAUUUUUUUUUUUUUCUAUGUAAAUUUUACAUUUUCGCUUAUUAAGAGUCACAUUAUAUUGUAACAAUUAAAAAAAAAAUUAUAAAUUUUUACUAAGCGUCACUAUGAUCAUGUUUUUCCUUUACUCUUAUAUAUUUUUUUUAUUUUAAAUAUAUAUAUAUAUUUUUUUUUGUUCAUCUCACAUCUCUGUUCUUAUCACUUAUUAUUAUCAUUGUAUCCGUACCCAUUCAAAUCUACUCACAUGUUUCCCUUAUAUUUUUUUUUCGUCUUGAGAUUAUAGCCAAAAAUACGACUGGUGGUUACACAAAGCUAUUUUUUUUUUAUAUUUUAAUAUUCAUAAAAUAUAAAGCAUAUUUUUAUUUUAACUCGAAUUUAUUUUUGGCCGAUAUUCAAAAAAAAUAUUGAGUGGCGCGAAAUUAAAAUUUAAAAAAAUUUAUCACAUUUACUGAGGCAUCGAAAUUAUUUGUUAUUUAAAUUUAAAAUUAAUAUGAUAUAUAAUUAUAUUUAAAAAAUAUAUAGAGAUAAAUAAACUAGUACAAUUCGCGAUAAUUUAAAAUCAAAAUAAAAAUUUUAAUAAAAUAUAAAUAAAUGAGGUUUUGUAGCUAUUUAAAUUAAUUUUUGAGUCUAUAUAUAAUUAUAUAGAUAAGUAUAUAUAUAUUUAUAUAUACAUACCAUUAAUCUUUGGUAAUUUUUUUUAGUAAUUUUGAUUGACAUUAAUGAAAUUGUUUUUUAACCCAAAUACCUCGACUGUAUAAUCAACAACUUUAGAGACUCGUUUGUCCUUGAGUGACUAUUACGUGAAAUUAAAAAAAAAAAACUGAGAAGAACAAAAAAUUAUAAAAACUAUUAAAAAAUAGCAACAAUAUAAUUAAAAAAAAAAAUGUUAUCAAUGUAACCCUGUGAUGUAUUAGUAUGAUCUCAGUAAACAUUAAUAAAAUUAGUUUAUAAAUAAUUGUUAUAUAAAUAUAUAUAUAUAUAUAUAAAUAUAUACAUUUAUAUAUACAUAUAAAAAAUAAAAUAUAAAUUAAUAAACUAAGAAUUCAAAUGAUACAAGUAUCAUGUCUGCAUGUAUGUGUGCAUGGGUGUUUUCUAUGUAUAAAAAAUAUUUUUCUAUUUAAAAUUAUCCGCAAAAUUCAAUGACAUAUUAAAUAAUUGUAAAAAAUAUAAAUAAUAAAAUAUCAAAAUUAUAAUUAUAAACACCCGUUAAUUUUUUUGGUAAUCUUUAAAAAAUUUCUUAGCUCAUUGACGACAUACAUUACCGUAAUUACUUUAAGAAACACAACAGUUUAUAAAACUGAUUUUAGUUAAAAAAAAAAAAUAAAUAAUUAGUUUUUAAGAGAGUCUAAAUAGAGUAACUAACAAAAAAUAGAUAGAAUCCUAUUGUUUAUAAAAAAUAAAAUAUUAUUAUUAAAAAAAAAAUUAUUGAAAAUAAAUAAA